Lachnellula hyalina is the source of this 1578-nucleotide messenger RNA. Its product is annotated as Regulatory protein LEU3. The record is from RefSeq and is a predicted model, not a curated record. Gene Ontology annotation, cellular component: nucleus. Bases 1 to 1578 code for a protein of 525 amino acids. Gene Ontology annotation, biological process: DNA-templated transcription; regulation of DNA-templated transcription. The transcript is spliced from 5 exons. Gene Ontology annotation, molecular function: zinc ion binding; transcription cis-regulatory region binding; DNA-binding transcription factor activity, RNA polymerase II-specific. Lineage: Eukaryota; Fungi; Ascomycota; Leotiomycetes; Helotiales; Lachnaceae.
AUGGGGGGCAGUUCAAGUGAUACGCUGCCCAGGAGUUUGGGUGCAAUCAACCUCGAACCAAAGGAAAUCGACGAUAUUUUUGCAUUAUACUUCCUGUACUAUGCAAAGCACUUGCCAUUUCUGGACCCACAAGCUACUCCUAACUCGUUUUAUGACCAGUCGCCUCUAUUGUUCUGGGCAAUCAUCAGCGCAGGUACUAGAAGAUAUAUAGGCAACCCCACCUUAAUUGGAUCGAUCGCUGAGCCCGUCCUGAAACUCGGAUGGUCUUCAAUGCACAUAGGAGGUGCGGUAAUUCCCAAUAUCCAAGGACUUUUGAUCUUAUCUACUUGGCCAUUUCCGACAAAUUCAACAAGCAAAGACAACACCUUUACCCUAUCUGGGAUGUCGAUCAAUCUGGCACUUCAAAUUGGUCUACAUGUGCCACUGCAAGGACAAGACUAUUCACGAACUCGAGUGGAUCUGAGCAAUGAGAACAUUGCUCGCCGUGUUCAGCUGUGGUCUUAUUGUGUAGUCGUGCACCAAAAAGCCGCAUGUGCCCUCGGAUACCCAAUUACACUGCCCUUAGAUCUAUUCCAGAGAAAAUUGGAGUUGAGCGGCCAUAUGUCUCUAACUCCCCGGAGCUUAAACUUAGAGAUCAGACUCGCAAGUAUCGUUGGUCGAAUGAACUCGGUUCUAUUUGAAUACAAUUUCGACGAUUUACAAAACAAGCCUCAAGCUGCUCCCUCAAUGAUGUUAGAUGUUUUUGAGGCUCAACUCAGCGAACUAGAUCGAGAGAGCUCAGAAUUCUCAGAUCUGGAAGCUCUGUACCUUCAAAUCGCACGACUACAGCUGCGUAUAUACUACCUUCGAUGCCCAGAGGAUGAGAUGUUUUCUCUGAACCUCACUAAAAUAUACACGACGGCUAUACAAGUCAUUGAGAUGACAGGCAGGCUAGACAGUGAGAUAAAUCUAGCAUCGUUCUGCCCACAUCAGAUAUAUCGCAUGUCGGCCUUAGCAGCGUCCGUUCUUCUGCGCAUCUUGAAGACCCGUAUCUCAAAAUAUAUCCGCGACCAGCAGGCAGGGAAAGUUUCAUAUUUUCAAGAAAUCGCACUUCUGAGAAAGAUGUCUAUCCACAAUAACGAUAUGCCAGGCCGUAUGGCGGGGAUAUUUGCUCAGCUCUGGACAUCGCAGAAGGCUUUCAAGCCGAAGGGUGAUGGUAUUGCUUCUCCAGAAGUGAGAAUUCAAAGUCGGCUUUCGAUGAGUCUUUUACAUGAUACGAUGUGGUGGUGGCGAGAAGAAUAUGGCGACCAACCAUACACCAGGAGUCUCAAGAAAGAACAACAAGCAAACCUACUAGAGUCUUUAGCGCCGUCAAACCCCUUGCCAGUUGAAAGCUACCUUGAAAAUCCAAAUGCCGAAAACAAUGUCCCGGAGAAUGCAAAUAGUAGUAACCCGCACGUUCCGGAUCAAAACCUCAUAAGUCAAAGUGCAACCAACGAUUUUUUCGCAGUGGAUGACACAAUGCCUUUCCUCUGGGACCCCAUCGAUCCUGGCUUUGAAUCAAUGAUCGAGUUGUUCCCUGAUUCAUGGCCGCUAUGA